Molecule: messenger RNA, 1422 nt
Organism: Ricinus communis (castor bean)
Lineage: Eukaryota; Viridiplantae; Streptophyta; Magnoliopsida; Malpighiales; Euphorbiaceae
Exons: 2
Coding region: 96-1112 (338 amino acids)
Source: RefSeq, a predicted model, not a curated record
UCUCUCCCUCACUCCCCAAAUCCACACUAAAGACAGACACACUCCUCCAUUUCCCAAAUGUAAGUUGGAACAAAACAAAAAAGAAGGAAGAAAAAAUGGGUUCGCUCUCACUUUCACUUCAAAUUGUAAUGAUUUCCACUGGAAUAUUAUCACUAGCUUUGGUUUGUAAAGUCUCUGUUCCAUUAGUCAUAAAUUUCUCUGUUCAACAAGCUCCUAGUCUAUGGAGUUCACUUUGUUCUUGGCUUAAACCUCCUUAUCUUUAUGUUAUACUCAAUUGUAUCAUUAUCACCAUCGCUGCCUCUUCAAGGUUCCACCAUAGCCAUGGCGAUAAUAAUAAAGAUCACCAUCAAGAAGUACCACCUGCACCCAAAAUUUCGUUACCAGAGCCCGAUCAUCAUUUUCCCUACGAGAUAAAGGUUUCUACGGCGGAGUAUUAUGGAGGUCUGCCGGUGGAGGAGGAGGUUGUGUAUGAGCAGAGAGAGGUGGAGAAGGUCAGUGCAGAUGUCUUUGAGGAUAAGAGUACUGUUACGGCGAACGGUUCUUUGGAGGUUGUUGAGGAUAAAGAUGAAGACUUUGUAAUCUCCAAGUCCACGUGGGUUCCUUCGAAGAGAAUUGAUCCAUCGGAAAGUCAGCCGGAACUUCUUAUUCCGGCUGAGAAACCUCUGAUUUCUGCUCGUUUUGGUCAUCGGAAACCGGUUAAAGCCAGUCCUGAAGGUGGAAGAGCGUUGAGAGUUGCAAAGCCGAAACGGCAGGAGACGCUGGAAAACACAUGGAAAAUGAUAACGGAGGGACGACCAAUGCCAUUGACGAGACACUUGAAGAAAUCGGAUACUUUCGAUUAUCAUGGCCGUCCAGUAUGUGAAGCGGACUCACGUUUGGCGAAGAAAUCAGAGACGUUGAAGGACAGGACCAAUUACCAGCUGCCGCCUGGGAGCAACGGAAACUCUCCUGCGUCAUCAGGUGGUAAGCUCAGGAAAGAACCCUCUUUGAGUCAGGACGAGUUGAAUCGGCGGGUUGAAGCGUUUAUUAAGAAGUUCAAUGAUGAAAUGAGGAUGCAGAGGCAAGAGUCUUUGAAUCAGUACAAGGAAAUGAUUAACCGUGGAAGCCAUUAAUUUUUUUAUCAUUUCCAAAAUAUAGCUAUUUCCACUGUGGAGAAAACAAAAAAAAAAAAAAAAAAGGUUUUUUUGACAGGUCUGUUUGUUUGAUUUUACAGGAACAGGAAAUUCUUAUUUUAAAUAUAGGAAUUAGAAUUUUGAAGGUGGAAGUGUAUGGAUGAAUGGGGGCUUCCAUAAUAUACAGAUUGGGAUUAAAAGAAAUUAUUGUGUUUUGUUUGAAUAUAAUAGUGUCUGUAAAGGAAGAAAGUUAUUUGUGUUUAUGUUUAAUGAAUGAAUGAAUGAGUAAUAUAAUACGUGAUUUUAGGUA